Messenger RNA from Drosophila hydei, 2632 nucleotides. It is a transcript of the gene Cdc16, whose product is annotated as cell division cycle protein 16 homolog. Gene Ontology annotation, molecular function: protein binding. The transcript is spliced from 6 exons. NCBI's taxonomy places the organism in Eukaryota, Metazoa, Arthropoda, Insecta, Diptera, Drosophilidae. The coding region runs from base 95 to 2257 and encodes 720 amino acids. Gene Ontology annotation, biological process: cell division. The record is from RefSeq and is a predicted model, not a curated record.
CAUUGGCGUUGCCAGAUUACUCGUUUCACUCCAGCGCUAGCCGGCACAGAAAAACUAACAAAUUGGUCAAAAACAUAAAUAAUAUUUUAAUAAUAUGGCUGGCGAUGGUGAAAGCAGUAAUACCGAUGGCGCAAAUGAUCACAUUGAUCUUUCGGUGUACCGAAAACUAGUUCGACAGUUUAUUGACAUGCGCCGUUAUUCGUCAGCUUUGUUUUGGGCCGAAAAGGUAUCUGUUUUAAGCGGCCAUGAGCCACGGGACGUCUACUACCAGGCACAAUGCAUGUUUUUGCUUGGCGAGUUCCAUCGUGCGGCCCAUACAAUCCAACACUACAAGCUAGAGAAGUCCUCGCUGCCAUGCUUCAAUCUACUGCUGGAAAGUCUCUAUGCGGCCAAGCAAUAUAAUGAGGCAGCAAACAUCAUACAAGUCGUUGAGGUUGAGACUAUGACCACAUCUGUGAUUAAUCAGCCUAUGGAUACAGCCAGCGGAGUCUAUUUCGAAAGCAACAGCGUUUUUGGAGGUGAAGAAAACAAUCGAAACGAAUUGCUGGCUUCUAUAUUCCUGGUCAAGGGAAAAGUAUUUGAAGCAUUGGACAAUCGCGGAAUGGCCAUGGAUUUCUAUGUACAGGCUCUACACAAAUCUAUAUAUUGCUUUGAGGCACUUGAAGCGUUAGUGCAGCACGAAAUGCUCAUGGCUUGGGAGGAAUUUGAGCUGAUGCAUCAUUUGCCACUCGCUCAACAAUCCAGCGAAGCUGAUGCCAAGUUCAUCCUCAAACUGUACGAGUCUAGAUUGAAAAAGUACUAUGAGCUUAUAUCAGCGCGUAACGCAGAAGAAAUCUCGCCGAUUGUAAAUCCGGACGUACUCAAGUAUAUUAAGGAGUUUACGGCAAGAGUGCAGCAAACCUGUUCAACGGAUACACAGGUGCCCAAGCCCUCGGUGUCCAAGGUGCCAAUGGCAUCAAGCCAGUUUAUGUCUCCCGCACAGAAAGUGUUGGACGAUCUGAAAGCACCAACCUUUUCUCUACAAACAAGCCUGUCACGCGCUUCAUCUAUGAUUGAUACUACGCACCGCUCGCUCUUUGAUGCAUCCAAUCGUCGAGGCUCGCGCGAACAUGAGAGUGACAGUUUAAUGCCGCUUAACGAUUGCUUGAGUCGAGUGCAGCGCAGCACAGAUCUCCUAGCCGCUGAGGCUGAAAAAUGUUUUUAUGACUGUGACUACAAGCAGUGCCUGAAAAUACUCAGCAGCUUGUUGAAGGUUGAUCCAUUUCACAAUAACGCACUGACCAUACAAAUUGCUUGUCUUGUGGAAAAUGGAGAUUUCAAUAAGCUGUUCUAUGUUGCCCACAAGUUGGUCGAUCGGUACCCGGAUAAGGCCAUUUCCUGGUAUGCUGUCGGUUGCUACUAUGACAUGAUAGGCAAGAGUGAUCCAGCACGUCGUUACUUGUCAAAGGCCACAUCCCUGGAUCGCCUCUAUGGCCCCGCUUGGCUGGCUUAUGGACACUCCUUUGCCAACGAGAACGAGCACGAGCAGGCAAUGGCUGCUUACUUCAAGGCCACCCAGCUUAUGCGCGGCUGUCAUUUGCCUCUACUUUACAUUGGAGUGGAGUGUGGACUUACCAAAAACCUGGAAUUGGCUGAGAAGUUCUUUUUACAAGCCAUGACAAUUGCGCCCAUGGAUGUUUAUGUGCUGCAUGAGCUGGGCGUGAUUAAAUACGAGUACGAGUACUUCGAUGGGGCGGCCACAAUAUUUCAAUGUACCGUGGACAUUGUUAGGCAACGUGCCAAAGCCAAUAAUGAGGAGGUGUCGGCGCGCUGGGAGCCGCUUUUUAUAAAUCUGGGUCACUCCUAUCGUAAAAUACAAAAGUUCGAGGAUGCGCUAUACAAUUUUCAAUUCGCGCUUUUGCUAAAACCCCAAAGCGGCAACACAUACACUGCUAUUGGCUUUAUACACGCUCUACUGGGAAACUUGGAUGAGGCUAUUGAGUAUUUCCACAAGAGUUUAGCCCUGAAUCGCGAUUGUAUUGUCACGUCCACAAUAUUGAAGGAUUGUAUUGAGGACUUGAUGGAUGAUCCCACCACCAUCGAUGAGAUUUGCCGCAAGGCACUGAAAGAUGUAAAUGAAUACACAACGCCGAGCAGCCGACGCGUAAUAAAUACGGAUAAAUUGGGUGGUAUUAAAAUGAAUUUGAAAUUCGAUGAGGAGGAAGAGUUUUCAAAUUCAGACUCAAACAUGGUUGUGGAAAUGAGCUUCGAUCCAUAGAGAAUCAGCUGCAAACAGCACACACAAUAAAACCAACGAAAAGUUCAACAAUUUGAGUUUUACCAAUAUAUGUUCUGUCGCUGACUCAUUAAAUAUUCUCAAUGUACUAAUACAACAAUUUGACGAUGACGGCUGUCAUCUGCACUUGAACCCAAUUUAUGCACUCGGCUUACACAGCUGUUCCAGCUAAUGAACCAAAAAGAACAUGGGAUUUUUUAUGAUGUUUUCCCCAUAUUUAUUUGAAGCCGCCGCCGUUUUGAGCUGUAUGUGCAUUGUACAAAGUAUUUAAGCAUGCGAAUUGAUCCAUAUCACGAUCAUUUUAUUAUUGUCAGUGUCUAAAAUUCAUUUGAUAUCCUAUAAAUUAAGAAGUUCAAU